AUGGCUGCCUCCGAGGACCUCAUCGACUUCAACAUUAUUGAAGCUCAAAAAGAAAACGUCCAAUCGCUCCCCGGUGGGCGUUCGGCCAGAGAACUCGCCCGCAUCUUCUCUGUGACAGCCUCUCGACCCCCCUCACCUAACGAUACACGAACACUCAACGGAGCCAUCCGCCAAGAAUACGAAAAUGAAUUGCAAGUUAUAGGAGAAUCCGACGAUCCGCUUGACGUUUACGACCGCUACGUGAAAUGGACUUUGAAUGCGUACCCUUCUGCUCAAGCGACUGCUGAGUCCGGCCUCCUCCCGCUGCUGGAACGUGCAACCAAGUCUUUUCUGUCAUCAACUCACUACAAAAAUGACCCACGAUACCUCAAGUUGUGGCUUCACUACAUUAGGCUAUUCUCCGAUGCGCCUCGCGAAACCUUUGCAUUCCUUGCACGCCAUCACAUAGGUGAGGGGUUGGCCUUGUUUUACGAAGAGUUUGCUGCGUGGUUAGAAGGUGCCGGACGCUGGGCACAGGCCGACGAGGUAUUCAGGCUCGGCGUGGAUCGCGAGGCGCGGCCGGCUGAGCGAUUGCUGCGAAAAUACAGCGAAUUUCAACAUCGAUACGAGGAGCGGCCGCAGAACGCGGGGCCAUCCUCUCCAGCUCUACCCGCUGUUCGCCCAGCGCUAGCCGCGAAGAUGGACCCCUUUUCCCUGACAGAUCCCUCUGGAGACCAACAGGCCUCUCAACCAUCACCUCAAGCGGGUGCUACGAAGACGAAAUCUGGAAAGGCAAAGAUGGCCAUCUUCUCCGAUGUCGAAGCAUCCUCUGCCGAGCAACCGGCUGCAAGCGGUACCACAAAGGGCUGGGAGAGCAUUGGAUCCAUGCGAGAUCGAAGGAAAGAAAACGAAGUCGAGGCAAAGCCGUGGGUUGGAGAGACAUUGAAGGCAGGAAAGAAAUCAGCGCCGAAAGAAAAGAUGGCCAUUUUUAGGGACGAGUCAAAUUCAAAUCCUCCUCAAGAAGAAAUAUGUGCCCCCAGGCACAUUCCGGAACACCAUGUAAGGGAAGCGGUAAACCCACGAACUGGCCGACGAGAACGCGUGUUUGUCGACCUGGAAUCAGUAUACCCCGACUACAAGAACCCUGCACACGAGGUCAGCUUCGAGGAGUUGAGGGCUAUCAAGCGAGGGUGGAUGAGCAAGAAUUGGCGGACUCAGAAAGAGCCUUUAAAGCAAAUUUCCGGAAACUCUGCUAGUGACUUGCAAUCGACACAGCCCAAAGCACCCAGUCCUGAUGAGAAUUUGCCAGAACAAUUUGACCAGAAGUUGGCCAUUGAUGAGCAGUCCCCGACGCAGGCACAGGAUGGAGCUUUGGAAGGCAAACCUGGUAAAGCGAGGAAGUUCAAGGUUCACGGGGACUCGCAGACUCAAACUGUCAAAAUGAAGUUUGACUCUCCUACAAACUCAAAGGUCCGUCGGAAGAGCACCAGAGAGCCGACAAUGACCAUGCACACGCGCGCCGCUACAGACGAAAUCUACAGCAUUUUUAAUCAACCGUUGAAAGCCGAAGAGGAAGAUGCAGCCGAUAGUUGUUUCGGCAGCGAUUACGACGAUGAUGAUUGUGCUAGCACUGCAGAUACUACUGGUCAUAUCUCUGCGACUUCAAGUGACUUUGGUGACGACGAGACCCAAACAUUUCACAAGUCGCUAGAUGAUACGGAAUACGGUGAUGGUGAUACUACUCACCCGGGAAGUGUUGUUGGAGACGAUUGGACUGAGUUCAGCGUCAGUCGAGAUGUCCCUGGCGCUGAAUUCGCAGAUGCAACGUCCCAAUCUGUUAUUAGCGAAGGUGUACCUGGAGACUCACUGCAUGGAACACCUGAAAGAAGGGGAUUCAUGCCACAGAUGCCAGAAGACUAUGCUCCGCCCUGUGGGACGUAUAGAGAUCCUGCGGUCAUGGCCCAGAACCGCCUACCCUUCAUGACCCCCAUUGUAGAGCGCACUGAGUCUUCUAUCUCCAUGACUGCUGCUCGAAAUGCUCUCUCCAAUGCUAAAACACCAUCAAGACCUCGAACACCUUCUGGUGUACCACAAAUGGGUGAUCUUCUACUGUCCAGUCCAUUGGGGGGUGCUACGCCAUACCAGGGAGACCAUACCGUGAACUCCACUGCCGAUGUUCCAUUCAGUCCCACUGCUUUCAAGGCCCUCGCCCCUAAGCAGCGUCGACGAGAGGUCAUUAUCAAGGAGGCACAAUGCAACCCAACAGACAAUGGCAUUCGCAAUACGAUUUUGAAUUCCCUGGAACCUCCGCUAGCGGCAUAUGCAGGCUAUCACGGUCAUGUUCAAGCCAGCAACUAUUCUUCCAUGAUCCAGAAAUUUGUGAAAGCUCAUAGCAGGCGAUCCAAGAGCGGCGAUGACGAAGAAUAUGACAUGCCAAUUCUCGAAUUCCCGGGCGCCGAGCGAAGCUACAUCAUCCGUCGUGAGCUCGGCGCAGGCGCCUAUGCCCCGGUCUAUCUAGCUGAAAGUGUCGACAGUCUCGAGUCCUAUAACUCUGAUUCUGAAGAAGAAAACACGCCUUCCAGCGGUAGAGACCCCUUGGUCAAGAAGUCCAACCUCUACGACACAGCCCGGUACCCAUUUGAAGCCGUCAAGGUCGAGAACGGACCUUCAAGUGCUUGGGAGUUCUAUAUGAUCCGCACCGCCCAUGAGCGCCUUCGCAAAUCCCCCGGGCAUUCGCGCGCCACGGAUAGCAUCGUCCGCGCCCACGAACUCCACGUCCACCAGCGCGAAAGCUUCCUAGUUGAAGACUAUCGCGGUCAAGGCACCCUGUUGGACCUAGUCAAUAUCCUCCGCAACGAACCCAUCUCCUCAACCCACAACAGUGAAGGCGGUCUCGAAGAAUCCCUUGCCAUGUUCUUUUCCGUCGAACUCUUUCGUACCAUCGAGGCCCUCCACGCCAACGGCAUCCUCCACGGCGACAUCAAAGCAGACAACUGUCUUGUCCGCCUCGACGAUGAAGACCCACCCACAAAGGCCCUCUCGCUGCUAGACCUCGGCACCGACGAACCAAGCCAAGAUUCCCGCGACAGCAUCUACUACUCACCAAACGGAGUCCUCGGCUGGCGAAACAAGGGCCUCGCUCUCAUCGACUUCGGCCGCGGAAUCGAUAUGAACGCAUUUACCCCUACCGUCCAAUUUAUCGCAGACUGGGAAGUAGGAACUCACGAGUGCAACGAAAUCCGCGAAAUGCGUCCUUGGACCCAUCAAAUCGACUUAUAUGGAAUUGCGGGCGUGAUCCAUGUCCUACUCUUCGGAAAAUACAUCGAAUCCUCCGCCGUCCGUACCAGUUCCGGCACGUCAACUGCAUACCGCAUCCGCGAGUCAUUGAAACGAUACUGGGACCGCGAGCUGUGGGUUGAUGUCUUUGAUUUACUUCUCAAUCCCGGCUCCGAAAAGUGGGUUUCUGUGGAAAUGGAAGCUGCAGGUGAGAACUUUAAUGGACUUGCGCUGCCGGUGUUGCAUUCAAUGCGAAAGGUGCGCAAGGCUAUGGAGGAUUGGCUUGUGCUCCAUGCGGAGAAGAAGGGGCUUGCGCUGCAGCUGAGAAAGAUUGAGGCGUUGCUUUCUGAGAGGAAAAAGAAGAUGGAGCGUUCUUGA
Molecule: messenger RNA, 3633 nt
Organism: Penicillium atrosanguineum
Lineage: Eukaryota; Fungi; Ascomycota; Eurotiomycetes; Eurotiales; Aspergillaceae
Product: putative checkpoint protein kinase (SldA)
Exons: 4
Coding region: 1-3633 (1210 amino acids)
Biological process (GO): mitotic spindle assembly checkpoint signaling; protein phosphorylation; meiotic sister chromatid cohesion, centromeric
Molecular function (GO): ATP binding; protein kinase activity
Source: RefSeq, a predicted model, not a curated record